This is a messenger RNA of Drosophila subpulchrella, 1308 nucleotides long. RefSeq names its product golgin-45-like. The record is from RefSeq and is a predicted model, not a curated record. Gene Ontology annotation, biological process: Golgi to plasma membrane protein transport; Golgi organization. Gene Ontology annotation, cellular component: Golgi membrane. NCBI's taxonomy places the organism in Eukaryota, Metazoa, Arthropoda, Insecta, Diptera, Drosophilidae.
GUAAUAUAUGUUACGUCCAAAAAUAGGACUACGUGUUUCGCGAGUGGGCAGCGCCGGGGUUUGGGUACUCCAACCCUGCCCACACACACGUAACAAUAAACAAACAGAUGUUUGUACUUUACAACACCUCACGCUGCAACAGCUGUCUUACUGCUGGACCAAAACUUACCGGCCUGCACACACUUUUCAGACGCCAUGAAAUCGUCACCCGAAGUUUGGCGCCCGUCCUGCCCAAGGGGGAACUGGUCCAGAUGCGGCCAAGAUUGGUCACCAACCCGGAAAUCCUGCCCGAGUACAAGAAGACCAAGCCCCCCAAGUUCGUGCCCUUUGAGCCGUAUCCAGGUGCGGUCAACCCCAUGAUCUCUGAGCCAACGAGCAAACACAAAAUCCAUCGGGACAAGAACAACCUGGACAUUGCAGUGCUGGUGGAUCAGGUGUCCACGUUGAAGGAUAUUAAGAAAACCAGCACAGCGGAUGAGCUGGCCAAGAUGCGCGGGGAGCGAGAUUACUUCCAAGCGCAGUACAAGUUUCAAACGCAGGUUAAUAGCGAGCUGAAGAGCCUGUUGGUGGCCUCCGUGGGCGAGGAUCUGCAGACACGGGUCAAUGUGCUCACCGAGGAUAAACUGCAGCUGGCUAGGGCGCUCCUGGAUACCGCCAACACGACCACCCACACAGAGCAGAUUGAGUUCCUGGCCGGACAAUGUGAGGUCUGGCGGUCCAAGUUCCUCGCCAGCAGCGUUAUGGUCGAGGAGUUAGCUCGCUGGAAAGCCGAUCUCACCCAGAAGAACCAACUACUUAACGAGUCCACCAAGCAGCUGCUGCACGCCACCCACCAGAUCCGCGAGAUUCAGCUGGAUAUGCUCAAGCAGCUAAAGUUCCUGGCCAAGAUUCGCUUUUUGAACCUGCCCGCCACCGAUGUGAUCAGUCUGAGUGCCGAGAACUUGAAUAUCCUACAACGCAUGGUCCUGCACACAGGCGUGGGCAUUCCUGAAGAGACGCUGAAGUUGUCCAGCGCCAGUACGAGUCCACUUUGUGAGGCGGAAAAGUAUGCAGUUAGGGCCUUGGAAUUCAUUAGUCAGCCCUUGAUGGCCACCGAUGAAGCCAUACGAGCUCUUUUCGACCAGGCCCAACGGCCCCACUAUGUGCCAUCAGCUGCCGCGGAGGUGGCUCCUACCGAUAAUCCACAACCAGAUAAACAGCAAUAGUUAGCCAUCUUAAGAAAUCAGUGUGACAUGUGUUUAGGUCUAAUACAUUUUAUGUACAAUCGGCAAACAUAAAUGCAAACAUAACAUUAUUUUUGUGGUUAAA